Diospyros lotus (date-plum) is the source of this 891-nucleotide messenger RNA. RefSeq names its product transcriptional regulator SUPERMAN-like. The transcript has a single exon. Lineage: Eukaryota; Viridiplantae; Streptophyta; Magnoliopsida; Ericales; Ebenaceae. The coding region runs from base 120 to 677 and encodes 185 amino acids. The record is from RefSeq and is a predicted model, not a curated record.
UUCGCCAGCUAAAGAAUCAGUCCAUCCUCGCAACCCGUCUAAACCUGUUUCUGCUUCACCAAUAUCAACCCUAAUACCCUCUUCACCAUCCAUUCUCCCUUCUUCGAGGCAUCACAUUAAUGGAUUCCAUCCACCCCGAUAACUCCGCAACUUCAUCGGACGAGGAAGUUGACGACCAGCCGCCGGAGCAAGACAACAUAUACGUGGCCGCAGGCCGUUCCUACGAGUGUGUCUUCUGCAAGCGAGGCUUCUCGACGGCGCAGGCUUUGGGGGGCCACAUGAACAUCCACAGGAGAGAUCGAGCCAAGACCGGCCGGCCGGGUUCGACGAGUCCACACAGCCUUGGAGAGCUCUACGCGAAUCCCAGGAGCUUCCAGCAUGUUCUGAGCAGGCCACCGGAAUUUUCUCGGGAGGCUCAGGUCAGUCUCCGGACCCAUUUUCCAGCUUCGACAUCGGCUGCAAGGCCUGCUGCUUAUGCAGCAACCCAGGGUAGCUUCUGCGAUCAAAGCCAGCAAGGGUUGAAUUUGAAUCCAUUUGGAGACGAUUGCAGGGUGAGUAUGAGCUUGAGCUUGAGGUUUGGCCCGCUGGAUGUGGAGGAUAAGGAGAAGAAGAGAGACGUUGGAAGCGAGGAGGAAGAUGGGUUGGAUUUGGAGCUCAGGCUUGGUUGCAAUCCAUAGAAUGGAUCAACUUUCAUGCUGGCUGAACAGAGAUACGAUCGAUCUUAUCAUUUAUGUAUUAUAAUUAUAAUAAUUAAUCUAAAUAGUUUCUGCAAUCUUGUUCAGCUACGUACGUGUUGUAGGGAACGGAACCCUAAUUAAUUUGAGAAGUUUUGUUUUAGGGUUUAUUGUGCUUCAAUCUUACUGAGUUAAUUUAUACACAUUUUUGUGUCGA